GUCUUGACUAGUGAGAAGCUCAGUUCUGUAUUGCAUUUAUUUAUUUCCCUUUUGCAGCUUGAGAGGAGCACCGUUGACGGAGGGCAACAGGCUGCAAUGCAACGUCUGCAAGGAGGAGGAGGAGGGCAAAAGGAAGUCAAAAUGGAACUGAAAGGUGGUGGAAAAGAGAAAAAAACCAGGGCUGUACAGAAGGGCCUUCAGGCCACCCAUGCUGGAAUUGGGGCUGAGCUUCAGUUUCAGAAACUUUUGAAGCCAAUCAAGCAGGAACCGGAAGAUGGACUGCAACAGCGCUGGGAAACCCAGUGGCAGAAAUUCCCGAAGACCGUGCAGGCACCCUAUUUCCCAGAAAGAUGUCCACAGCUCCUCCAACCCCCACCGGAGGAGAGUCCUAAAGGAUUUCAAGCUUCUUUUCCCUUCUUGAAGGGCACCGCAGAGACCAAGCUAAGAUCUAGAGAAGAGGUGUUUAGCCAGAAGGCCUGCAGGCCCUGUGAGAAGGACCCACGUUCUUCUGUGGAAGUAAAAGAUGAGAUUUGGGGUGAGGACAUGGAUAGCUUGGAAGAGCAGAGCCAGCAUUUCCAUCAGUUCCGCUACCAGGAAGCUGAAGGCCCCAGAAAUGUUUGUGAGCAGCUUUGGAAGCUUUGCCGCCAGUGGUUGAAGCCGGAGAGGCACACAAAGGAGCAGAUCUUGGAACUGGUGGUCCUGGAGCAGCUUCUGACCAUCCUGCCUGAGGAUAUACAAGGUUGGGUAAGAGAAGGCAGACCCCAGACCUGUGCCCAGGCUGUCACUCUGGCAGAGGAUUUCCUCCUGAAUCUACAGAGAAGACAGCAGGACCUGGAGCCGUAUGAAGAGGUGAUUGUUAACUCCCCCAAGGCAGAAUUGGAACCAUCAGAUGCAGAGGAGCCGGGGAACUCCACGGAGGUUGAGCGAGGUAGUGAUGAUGAGCCUCCCUUAUUCAGUGACGGAGAAAGGUGCCGAAGCCACCACUCAGAGGGAAUGGAGCACGGAGAAUUAACCAGGAUGUCCUCAAAAAACAUAGGAGGACAGACUAACCUGCAUCCUUGCUUUGCUUCAGGAGGUGAGAAUGAGGAGCUAAAUCUUCAUAGGGAAAAUGCCCAGUUGGUUGAAUUCGGUGACAUCUCCCCAGAAAGAGGCAGAGGGACAUUUCUCCAGGUACCUGAAGUAGCAGGAAGGCCAGGAAGUCAGGAGAGACCGAGACACCCCCAAGGAAACUCAGCCAGGAAGUUGCCAAGAAAAAAUGUGACUUGCAGGGAAAUCGAUUCAGACAGGAGCCCCAGCCAGGAGAGGGUCCCUGAGCACCUCCCCCAAAAGGCAGCCACCGGAUGUGUGAGGAAGAGCGGCCCGUGUGCUGACCUCGCUCAACCAGCCAAGGCCCCGUCCUACGAAUGCUCCUACUGUGGCAAGCGGUGGCCAUGCCAAUCCCAGCUCCGCCGGCAUCUCAAAAUCCACACGGGCGAGAGGCCUCACAAAUGCACAGACUGUGGGAAGAGUUUCAGCAACAGUUCGAACCUCAGCCAGCAUAAACGGGUGCACACCGGGGAGAGGCCCUACAGUUGCAAAGACUGCGGGAAAAGCUACCGACGCCGGGCCUCCCUGCUCCAGCACGAGAGAGAAACCUGCCGGAAAGGGAACCCCUUAACCGCUCCGGCGGUGGGAUACAUUUUGUUGGGGAACUGUACCUUGCUGUGUAUGAAGAAAUCCGUGCAGAGUGGGAAGAAUCGGGUGAUAGCACCCAAGGGGGCCGAGGUCCCACUCGCAGCUCAGCCUUUAAACCUAGCAAUGGGAUAUUCACAAGAAAAGAGCCAGGGUGGCAGCUAGAGGUCUAGAAAGCUUGAGUUGCGAGAUGUGAUGCUGUCUUUGAUCGAACGGGCCUUUCGGCUGGGGUAGAGGAACACCAGAUCUUCCUUCGCAACAAAUCUAUGGGAAAGAUAUGGGCGGGUGGGGGGGGGCACUGACCUCGAGGGAAACUCUCCUGUUUCAGUUCCAGCGAAACCCAAACAUUAAACUAGGAGCAAGGCAGGAGGAGGGAUGGAAAUGAUCAAUGGAGGACAUUUCUGAAGGAUCCCACAAACAAAGGCCUCUUGAGCUGGAAAAGGUACCAAGAGUAGGGAGUUCUGCCUGGAAAGAAGCUUCCCCUGGAAAUGUGUUGGGCCUGUUUUCAGGUUUACUAAGCCUUUUAGGGUAUGCCAAAGGGAUGAUAUCCAGUAUCCUAGCUUGGGGACAGUGAGGCUGUGCAGGAGCCUGGAUUGCAAAGGAACAGGAAAAAUUCAGAGCCUGUCCAGAGGGGGAUGACGUACUGGUCUGCAUCUCUUUAAAGAGGCCGAGUCUUUUUCCUUGCCUUGUAUGGCUCUCCUAGAAGCCAAGACACUUGGCUUAAGGAUGCACUGAUAGGGGAAGUGCAGAUGUGUUGUUCCAAGUCGCCUCUUCCAUUUGAGAAUUCCGAGGGAUGCACAGUAUCCGCGUACUGUAGGUUUGACGAACGACAAGACAGGGUUAGCGUUAUUCUCUGGCAGCUUAAAUGAUCUGCAUGAGUGCAGAGCUUCAGUCAGUUUGCAGACGGUCAUUCGGAGCACAGCUGGAUGGGAUGUAAAUGGGUCCUUAGGCCUAGAUCCCUAACCUGGUUCAAGACUCUUUCAAAAAGCCGCCAGUUUAGUCCCAAUGCGCAUGGAAGGAGAAAACCAUAUAAAUUUUCCGAAUUUGAGAGACUCUUCUUGACCUAGUGGCCUCUUUUUCAGUACAGGGGCUGCUGGGCAGGCAACCGGGUGGUUUCUUAACGUUGGGAAAAGCCAUUUUUUCCUCCUUAAGCAAACUCCCCCUUUUAAAAAAGUGUUGAAUUCAUAGAACGUUUUGACAGAGAUCAGACUGGAUGUCAAAUCCACUCUUAGUUUGCUUUGCCACUGUGGGGAUUAGCAUUGACUGGACCAGGGGUCCCCAACCCCCAGGCCGUGGCCCUUUACCAAGCCUUGAGCUUUUCGGAACCGGGCUACCGAUGUAGCAGGCGUAUCCCCACUCACAUGAACAGCAGGCGACUGCACACGCUCCAUUUGUGUGAGCAGCAUGCGCGCUUGCCCACUUCUUGUGCAUGUGGAGCUGUGUGCUUGCCCGCCGCCCGUGCGGGACCUUCACCCUCUUCCCCCCACCAGUUCUCAAACCCAUGUCCUGUUGAGUCGCCGUUUCAGAGAUCUUUUACAACCAGAUUCCUUCAACAGGUUGCUGAUGUUCUGACCCAUUUCUCCCUGGGAAUGCUGCCAGAGACCUAAUUGCCAAAGGCAGAGCAAGGCCAAAGUUUGGCACAGAGUCAA
Messenger RNA from Thamnophis elegans (Western terrestrial garter snake), 3320 nucleotides. Its product is annotated as zinc finger and SCAN domain-containing protein 16-like. Lineage: Eukaryota; Metazoa; Chordata; Lepidosauria; Squamata; Natricidae. The record is from RefSeq and is a predicted model, not a curated record. Bases 97 to 1836 code for a protein of 579 amino acids. The transcript is spliced from 4 exons.